GUGCAACCAGAGUCUCUAGUAAGCCCGUGUAAAAAAUCUUCCUCGGACUUCCACGGGCCACGGCCAGCAAAAUAUCCACAAAUCGCCUGUAUUAAUUCAAAACCCUCGAUCAUUUUUUCCGAGCUACGGAGUUAUCGACGGCGAUCGUGAAAUCAAUAGGGCCGAUCCCACCGUUGAUCACCCAUCAGAACUGUCUUAUCUGAAGGCUUGAAGACGAAAUGCUUCCCCAUUUAUUGAGCUAACCAAGACCAGUUCCUUCAAACUGAUAACUAUAAUUAAUUUCUAUAGCGACUGCAGCGGCGGCGGCGGCGGCGAUAGGCGGUGAUUUCCUGUUGGUAGUUUGGAAAUAGUUAGAAAUUAAAACAAAUUGCUAAGAUGCUGGAAAAUCCUGCCAUUGAUUCGUCAGCCGCCGCCAACGUCGCCCCCGUCAAACGCUAUGCUCCUCCCAACCAGCGGAACCGUGCACUGGGAAGGCGUAAAUCUGGAGGAGAUCGACUGGAAAGAGCAAAUAGUUAUCCGAAUGAUGGGGAGAAGACUCAAAUUAGUGUACCCAAGAAUGUUCCCCUUAUCAAUCAUGGGGAUGCAGGAAGCAGCAAACGUGUCAAUGAAAAUUCUCUUGUGGGUUUGAUUCCAAUACAUGGAUGUUGUAACAGUGAAGCAUUUCAGCUAUUGAAUGAUCGUUGGGCAGCUGCAAUGAAUGCACUCAAUAGUUUACCAGAGGAUUCAUCCGAAAGGCCAGUGUUGUAUUCAAGAAGUGGAUCACCUUGGGGACAACCUAUGCUUCCACAUAUGUUAAUGCCGUCCGCAGAUUCUUCUGGUCUAAAGAAGGAUUUCUUGAGUGAACUCCGCUAUGCGAUGCGCAAUGCAAAUGCUGUUUCUGAUGCCUGACAGAUGCGAAGCAGUAAAUGACCAAAGAAAAAUUUGGAAUGGGUGGGAUUGUAUCAUUAGAGAAUUGUUGUAUGUUUUCAUGAAUCAGAUGUGCUACCUGUUCAUGUAAUUUAUUCGAUGAGGAUUAGGUUAUUUUCCUGUCAUGUACUCUCCAUGUACAUUGAUGCCUCGUGAUUCUUGCACUGGGGGGAUGCCCGGCUUGCCUGAAUUUUACACCUUUCUUGACAUACACGAGUGGAGUCACAAAAUAAUGACUUGGGACUGUUUAGUCCAUGUUUGGGUUGCCAUUUUUGUGGAAAGUUUGUCCGGGUUUCCUUUUUA
Coffea eugenioides is the source of this 1209-nucleotide messenger RNA. RefSeq lists its product as uncharacterized. NCBI's taxonomy places the organism in Eukaryota, Viridiplantae, Streptophyta, Magnoliopsida, Gentianales, Rubiaceae. The record is from RefSeq and is a predicted model, not a curated record. The transcript is spliced from 6 exons. Bases 376 to 888 code for a protein of 170 amino acids.